CUUGAAGACAUGAAUAUCGUCGAGUCCUGCUUCUCUGCGGGCCGCUGAGCUGUGUUUGCAGCCUCAAUGGAUCGCCCCUUCUUCAUCGAAUCCCCUCCGCGCCGGCAUCGCCUCGACACCCUCGAUGGGUUUCAAUGCCCCCGAACAAGUUAUCAUGGCCGCUCUCGCCUGCUAGGCUAGCUCUAGUAUGCUGCGACCGGGUUCUCCUUGUAGCUAUCUGCGGCGUGCGUCGGCUGGCCGCAUCGCGCGACCUUCCGAAGCGGCCGCAGCAACACCACACAUCCGACGGUUCUGGGAAUAGCAAUACAGUUGCGCAUGGCGGACCCUUCGAAGGAGUCUUCUAUUGUCUCUGGCGCUUCACAGCUGCUAUUAGGGCUGCGUGCUCGUUAAGGCUCGCGGCGACUCCGCGCAACCUCCGGGCGAGCCUCGCAUACCGGCAGGAAACUGAGAGACUCGGAGCAAUAAUCAGAUAGAUGCCGCAGAUCGAGACACGAGCCGUUGAUCGGCUUGAGCCAUGAAUCCGCAGUCCGAUGGCGGCGCGGUGCCGGCUUCUCAUGGACUUGUCGCUCGCUUCGACGGCGAUAUACGAUCUCACAUCCUCGGAAGCCUCUCGAAGCGACAGCGACAUCGAGCUCAUAC
This is a messenger RNA of Trematosphaeria pertusa, 639 nucleotides long. RefSeq lists its product as uncharacterized. The coding region runs from base 135 to 473 and encodes 112 amino acids. The transcript is spliced from 2 exons. NCBI's taxonomy places the organism in Eukaryota, Fungi, Ascomycota, Dothideomycetes, Pleosporales, Trematosphaeriaceae. The record is from RefSeq and is a predicted model, not a curated record.